Engraulis encrasicolus (European anchovy) is the source of this 1585-nucleotide messenger RNA. RefSeq lists its product as uncharacterized. NCBI's taxonomy places the organism in Eukaryota, Metazoa, Chordata, Actinopteri, Clupeiformes, Engraulidae. The coding region runs from base 1 to 1362 and encodes 453 amino acids. The transcript has 5 exons. The record is from RefSeq and is a predicted model, not a curated record.
AUGGACGAGCACCGUAAGAGCUUCACCAACGCCCUCAGCCCCUCCUACGUCCUCCCCAGCAGAAGGACAAUAUCUCAGAAAUGCCGUGACCUGUGCGACAUGGCCAUAGUGGAGCACGUCAGGGUUGGUUACCUGUAUGAUCCUGCGAACAUCCAGCCACUGCCCCCGUUGGGUAAUAGGAAGAUGUUCCCCUUAGGCGUACAGUUUUUCACCCCUAGUGCUGGUAUAGUCAACAAGGUCAUUGAUUUUGUGGAGACUGCAGAUGAGACCGCAGAUGGGAUUGCGAAGAUGUUACUCAGCUGCCUCCAAAACCUAGGUCUAUCGCCGGAGCAAAUCUCUGCCUUCAGUGCAGACAAUGCAAACGUGAACUACGGCAGGCACAACUCUGUCUUCACCAAAUUGAGGGAGGCCAACGAUGGAAUCCUGCGUGAUGGCUAUCUCAACCCUGCAAUCACACGCCUGUUGCAGAACUGGGUUCCACUGAAGUCGUACCUCGUCAGCAUUGGGGACGAAUGUCCAAGGCACCUGCAGCGAUUGCUGAGGUUGACAGAAGAUGCUGCUGAAGUGGAAGAAUCAGACACUGUCGAAGUGUAUCUGCUAUUCUGCAACAAUGUCAUGUCCCUGUUCGAAGAAGUGGUGAAGAAAUUAGAAAGGAAUUUAACCACAGCUGUGGACCUCUAUGCCAUCAUGGAAUCUUUCCUCAGAGGCCUGAAGCAGAGAAGAGAUGAUGAGUUCUACGGGUACCUGACCAAAAGAAGGCUACAGCGUCUCAUACCAUCUGAUGCUGAUGUUGCCAGGCAGGAGUUCAAAGCCUUCUUAAACCAUGCCAUCGAUUACCUUGAGAAGUGGUUUGACUACUCAGACAAAAACUGGCUCUUCAACCUACAGCCCCUCUCUCUCACAUCUGGCAAGAUUUCUUUUGAUGACCUUGAGAAGAUCAUUGAACAGCUUCGCCUGGUUGGCAGGCUAAAUCUCUGCAUGGACAACGUCUAUGAGGAGUGUGUGACUGCAAAUGGCCUUUUGGCCCACCUCACUGCACCUCAGGAGGACUGGCAAAGCAAACAGACUGCAGAGAGGUGGAUGCAGCUUCUCCAGGCAGCUGCCCUGCCCAACCUCCAGGCUGUUGCAUCUUUUCUACUCAGCAUCCCCUCAUCUACUGGCUUUGUGGAGAGGAUCUUCUCCCUCAUGAAUGCAAAAUGGUCUGACGUGAGGAACAGAUGUUCCACUGCACUCAUCAAGGCAGAGCUCAUUGUCAGCCUCAACUAUGGCAUGCCUUGCUCAGAGUUCUACUCAGCAGCCCUAAACAAUAAAAGGCUUCUAGCUGCUGCAAGAAGCCAAAAGAAAUACAAAUGGAAGCAAUGAGAGAAAUGAGAGUAUAGCAGCUCAGCAUUAAGAAAUAAAGAAUGAAGAAAAAAAUGCACAGCCACUUUCUGUUCCCGUGGUCCAUUAUCUUGCAAUUGUUGUACGUGUUUUGUGUUCAAAAUAAAUUGUGAAAACUGUUAACUGUGGAAAUGUCUCAGUUACAUCAUUUGCCCUAAAAUUGGUUAAAAUGCAGGAAAUUGCUCCCUGAACCCCGCUUCAUAUU